AUGCGACACACGAAAAGCAUUUUUGCAAGACAUGGAAUACCCGAAACGGUAGUGUCAGACAAUGGACCCCAGUACAGCUCAGGACUCUACCGAGAGUUUGCUAACAACUUUGGAUUUCAUCACGUUACGUCAAGUCCGUACCACCCUCAAAGUAACGGAGAGGCAGAAAGAGCUAUAGGAACGCUAAAGAAUCUACUCAAGAAAGAGAAGGAUCCAUACUUAGCAUUAUUGGUUUAUCGAACCACACCACUCAAAAAUGGGUAUAGUCCAGCGGAGCUCUUGAUGAAUCGAAAACUCAGAACAACAGUUCCGAUAACGAGAGAAAUGAGGAAACCGAUGGUCCCAAAUGUGGAGUCUCUGGAACACAAAGAAGAGACACAGAGAGCAAAACAGAAGCACACAUUCGAUCAACACUACGGAGUUAGAGAGUUAUCUCAAUUGAUACCAGGAGAUAUGGUUUGGCUACCUGAUCGAGAAGAGGAAGCUAUAGUAGACGAAGAAGUAGCUCCAAGAUCCUACACAGUACUCACUCCAGGUGGAACCUAUAGGAGAAACAGAAGGAAUCUAGUUGAGAUAAAUCCGCAAAGAGAAACAUCUGAGAAUCAGACAGAAUCCGACAGUCAAGUUCAAACUCAAACGGACACACAGACUCCUCGGAGAAGUGGCAGACAAACACGUCCUGUUACUCGAUACGAACCAACAUGGAAAUAA
Molecule: messenger RNA, 711 nt
Organism: Halichondria panicea
Lineage: Eukaryota; Metazoa; Porifera; Demospongiae; Suberitida; Halichondriidae
Exons: 1
Coding region: 1-711 (236 amino acids)
Biological process (GO): DNA integration
Molecular function (GO): nucleic acid binding
Source: RefSeq, a predicted model, not a curated record